AUGGAUGCAUCGCUCGAGGACUUUGAGAAUACAAGCAAUCGCCACCGUUCACCGAUAUUCGGUCUCCCAUCACAACACUCGGGUUUUAGGUCAGAGGAAUCGGAUUGCGAAGAGGAGGACACGACACCCGUUGAUGAACGCUGGUCUCCGCCCGGCUUUGGAAGAAGGUAUGAUGAUGUCCCAAAUAGUGGGUGGUAUAGACACCAGCCCUACACGCGCAAGAUUGACCACGAGCGGUUCGGGCUGAGACCAACCGUGGGAGUUAGUCCAACGCAGUCGCGGGAAGCCAGUCCGCAGUAUGAAGAUGCGCCAGAGGCUCCCAUGGCAAGCCGCCGCGCCCUUUCCACCGAAACUGUGGACGCUAUCGUCGCCGCCAAGGUGCCGUUACCUCCAGAGACAGAUUCACCAUUGAAGGGCCGGUCGCCCAGUCCAGUGCGGAUGCCUAUGCGACCCAUCAUAUCUGACGUUGAGACUGUGGACUUCAAGCCCGAUAAUAACAUAAGUAAUUAUAUCAGGUUCGCUGUACGCGCCGAAGUUCAACAUCGAGAACCGUUUGUCGCAUUCUUUACUUACUUGCGAUCCAAGGUCGAUUACAUCACUAGCUCCAAGUCCAACACCACCCUGUCCGUCUUCAUAGCCCUGGUGUCCAUCGCGUUCUUGCGCACGCUGUUCAUGCCGAGCAUGCCGUCGGCAAUCCCAGACCUAGUGAAGCUGUCAGGCUUUGCGCGCUCAUUCGAACCGCUUAUAUACUACUCCGAGAAUGGCGUGCAGCAGAUCGGAACGUUACAAGAGACCGGUGUGGCCGUCUGGGACCUCAGCGAGUCGGUGCGCGGGACAAAUAUGACCAGCGCACCCAUCAUUGUACGCCAACUCGACGAGUUGUCGGAGUCGCUCAAGUCGCUCUCAUUAGAGUUGACGCGCUUCUUUGCCAACGUCGACUCGGACGUCGACUCGAUCCUCCUGGUCAUGGAUUGGGCCAAGCGCGAGCUAGAGACCUUAUCGUCGCAACCGCCUAGUAGUUUACCGUCUAUCGUCUUGGAUAAUGUGCAAGACCUCCUAUCGCGACUCGGCACACUCGAAAGAGUCGCAAGGUCAAGCGGCGAUGGCACCACUGAGCUCACCACAACCCCAACGACGUUUGGCACUAUUGUGACUGCCAUAUUUGGGCAAACUUCAGCCCAGCGCACUCGCGCGACACUCACGCGCACCUUCACAGAGUUUCUUUCCGUCCUUGAAGAAUCAAUAAACAGCGAGUUGACGCACUCAACGGCGCUAUUUGCGCUAUUUGAGUCCAUCGAUCGGCAGUUCCUCAAUCUUCAGCGCACAGUUGUCCGCGAGUCCGAUGCGCAGGAGCGCGCCGAGGGUGAAAUGCUCAGUUCUCUCUGGACCCGUGUCCUCGGGCCAGAUGCCGCGGUGGUGAGAAAGUAUGAGAAGAACAAGCGGCUAUUAGCGAAUGUCCGUAGCCGCACCGUCGCAAACAAGCACCUCCUCAUGGAUCAUCGCGGGCGUCUUUUGACAUUGAAAGUAAACCUUGAAACACUGCGCCGGAAACUCGUUAGCCCUCUCGUAAGGCGCAACGACUCCGUUAGCUUCGCGGGCGCCGUGGACUCGGGGGGCAGUGGUGGUCGAACACUUGGUCCCGUUGAAGCUGUGAUAGAUGGUCAGAUCAAGGGCCUGGAGGGGACGUACGAUUAUCUCCGCUCUGUAAGGGAGAAACAGAAGGCAAAACUCAUGGAGAUGGUAUACGGGGCCGGUCGCAAGCUGCCAUCUUCUGGCACGCUGCUUGCCGAUGGGUCUGAUGACGGAGAUACGAUUGAUGGGGCAUGA
Messenger RNA from Aspergillus mulundensis, 1827 nucleotides. RefSeq lists its product as uncharacterized. NCBI's taxonomy places the organism in Eukaryota, Fungi, Ascomycota, Eurotiomycetes, Eurotiales, Aspergillaceae. The transcript has 2 exons. The record is from RefSeq and is a predicted model, not a curated record. The coding region runs from base 1 to 1827 and encodes 608 amino acids.